UCUCUCCGCCUCAUAUUUACAGUCUCUGGUCUCUCCAUGUAACGAGGUGAUGUCGUCGUUAAAUCCCUUAAUCUCAGUGAGAUGACGUCUUCAGCCCCAGAAAACUUUGAUCCUGGAGUUUAAAAUGAAGUUCAGAAGAAAUCCUCGGUUCACGGCUUCAUUGCUGAUUUUUAUGAUGAAUAUAUUCGUAAGUCGAACCUUCACCUGCCAUCGGACAGAAUAUGUGUUUGGAGACGAGUGCUGUCCCAUGUGUCCCAUCGGGACUCGAGUUAAAACAGACUGUGAGGAGGACAAAAGUACGUCCUGUCAGCCGUGCAGAGAGGGGACUUUCAUGAAUAAAAUGAACGGACUAAAAAAAUGUUUGUCCUGCAGAGAAUGUGGAGCAGGUUCUGGUCUGAAGAUGAAGACGUCGUGUAUGAUACGAUCAGACACAGUUUGUGAACCUCUGGAAGGAUUUUACUGCUCAGAGUUUACAGGGUACGACUGUUUUGAAGCAAAGAAACACAGACGCUGUGAACCAGGAGAAUACAUCAGUCAGAGAGGAACUUCCUCCACAGACACGGUGUGCUCGACCUGCUCUGAUGGAACAUUUUCAAACGGGACGUUUACAUCUUGUCAGAAUCACACACAAUGUGACUCAGAGGGUCUAAAGCUGCUGAGAGCAGGAACUAAGACAGAGGACGCUCAGUGUGGAGAAAUACCAUCAGACUGGACUGGACUGAUAGUCGGUGGUGUUUUGGGGCUUUUAGUUCUCGUGUUUGUAUUAACAGCGUGGUGUUACAGAGACAAGAUACAACGUUGUCUAAAAAUAAGUAAGAAUUUAUAAUGUGACAAUAAAAACAUGAUCAUGUUUCAUUAUAGAUACCAUCAAUGAUUUGUUUCAUGUUGUCUUACAGAAAAAAGUUCAGCAGAAGCUCAUCAGACGGUAUGUUUUACAUCUCUUUACUCUCAAUCAGCUUCACAGUUAGAUCAUUAAAUGUUGCUCACUUUCAAUUUUUACUUUUAAAGAAACCAGUGAAUCCAGAAGACAACACAACGGAACGGUUGAUGUUUAGAGAAAAAGAAGAUCAGGGUGUUUCAGAACAGCCCUAAACAUGCAGACAUUUCACUGAGCCCUGCAGAAUAAAUGUUCUCCAGGAUCCAGGUAUUAUUAUCCUGCUGGAUUCUGGGACAUUAUCUCUUCAGAGUUCAGAAAAAACCUCAGUCCAAGCUAACAAAGUGAGGACGAGUUAGAACCAAAUCUAAAGUCAACUGUACAGAAAACGAGGAAGACUGGCAGACAUUGAGUUUUAUUAAUGCUUUUUAUAAAAACUGUUUGUUUUUCUGUAUCUGUUUUAAAAUUUUUAUCUCCUUUUCUGCUCGAUAAGAACGAACACCUCACCGAGUGUUUCAGCUCAGUUCAUGUCCUGAGUUUAAAAAAACUGAACUUUGUUCAUAAAGUAUGAAAAUACAAAUAAAGUCUGAAAUCAAAAAAACUUGAUGCUUUGGAUUCAUUAUGUUGAACUUUGACCUCUGCAGGUCAUGAAUUCAUGUAACCAGUACAGGUAAUCCAGUCACCAGUUAGCUUUGUUCAAAAAGUAUAAAACUACAACCAGCUGAACAAUUAAUUAAACAUACGGCAAACUUGUGUUUCAGAUGUCAGAAACUGUUCCUGUAAAUAUUUUCACUUUGAGUUCUUCUAAUGUCGUUUAGUAAAGACAGCUGAAAAACGUUAAAGGUCAAUUAUUCAAGAGUUCAAAGGGUUAAGUCUGGAAACUCAAAGAUAAUUUAAAUAUCUUGUAUGUAACUAUGGACAUUCAUGUUUUGUACAGCUUCAAUAAAAGCGAUGAAAUCUUC
Messenger RNA from Labrus mixtus (cuckoo wrasse), 1836 nucleotides. Its product is annotated as tumor necrosis factor receptor superfamily member 14-like. NCBI's taxonomy places the organism in Eukaryota, Metazoa, Chordata, Actinopteri, Labriformes, Labridae. The transcript has 9 exons. Gene Ontology annotation, molecular function: protein binding. Bases 125 to 826 code for a protein of 233 amino acids. Gene Ontology annotation, biological process: negative regulation of alpha-beta T cell proliferation; positive regulation of T cell migration; defense response to Gram-negative bacterium. The record is from RefSeq and is a predicted model, not a curated record. Gene Ontology annotation, cellular component: external side of plasma membrane.